AUGGUGGUGGCGCCAACAUUGUCAAGUGCUCUGGCCCCAACCCCAGAGCGUGAGAGCUGUAACACUGACCUCUAUGGAGAGCUGUCAGCUGCUCCACACCUGAUCCCGGAGGAGGAGGAUCAGCCUAAAGAUACUAAUGUAUCUGCUGAAGAUAACGACCCUCAGAAGACGGAAAAGCUGACUGACCUAUCCUCAGCAUCAGUGACCUUGAAGAAGGCCAAGUCCUCAGAAAACAAGGAGAAAAAUACGCCAGUUGUAAAGAUCCAGGCCUGGUGGCGGGGGACACUGGUUCGUCGGACGCUGCUGCAUGCAGCCCUCAGGGCCUGGAUCAUCCAGGGCUGGUGGCGGCUGAUGCUAUCGAAGCUUAUGAACAAGAGGCGGCAGGAGAUCCUGGAGACAUUUUCACAGAAGGAGUGGGCAGUGGUCAGGCUGCAGUCCUGGGUCCGCAUGUGGCGUGUCCGCCGGCGUUACUGUCAGUUGCUCAGUGCUGUCCACAUCAUCCAGGCCUAUUGGAGGUGCCACAUCUGUGCUUCGAGGGGUGUCAUCAAGGGCCACUACCACAUCACAUCCAACCAGCUGCACCUCGAGCUGGAGGUCUUGCUAGGCUCAGGGCCUUUCAUUGUGACGGAGUGUAUCCCCCUCCCAAUAAAGCAGUGA
Molecule: messenger RNA, 657 nt
Organism: Castor canadensis (American beaver)
Lineage: Eukaryota; Metazoa; Chordata; Mammalia; Rodentia; Castoridae
Source: RefSeq, a predicted model, not a curated record